Molecule: messenger RNA, 981 nt
Organism: Endocarpon pusillum Z07020
Lineage: Eukaryota; Fungi; Ascomycota; Eurotiomycetes; Verrucariales; Verrucariaceae
Product: Mitochondrial phosphate carrier protein
Exons: 3
Coding region: 1-981 (326 amino acids)
Biological process (GO): mitochondrial phosphate ion transmembrane transport
Cellular component (GO): mitochondrial inner membrane
Molecular function (GO): phosphate transmembrane transporter activity
Source: RefSeq, a predicted model, not a curated record
AUGGCUGCUACAGCUCCUCCAACUUCAACUGGUUCAGCCAAGAUAGACGGCGCGAUCCAGAGAGCCUCUGCAAAUCAGCCUCAGAAGUUGAGCGGUGCUGCGCUUUAUUCCAGAUUCGCUUUUGCGGGCGCUGUCUGCUGCGCUGUCACUCAUGGAGGUCUCACACCCGUCGAUGUCGUGAAGACACGAAUUCAGCUCGAUCCCGCAACCUAUAACACCGGCAUGAUCGGCACAUUCCGAAAGGUGAUCGCAACCGAAGGAGCCGGCGCUCUACUCACCGGCAUUGGCCCUACUUUCGCCGGCUACUUCCUCCAAGGCGCCUUCAAAUUCGGUGGCUACGAAUUCUUCAAGCAGCAAUGUAUAAACCAGCUUGGCUACGAGGCAGCCUCGAACAACCGAACAGCCGUAUACCUCGCCUCCGCCGCCGCCGCCGAAUUCUUCGCCGACAUCGCCCUGUGCCCCCUCGAAGCCACCCGUAUCCGUCUCGUCUCACAACCCACCUUUGCUUCGGGCCUCGUCAGCGGCUUCGGCAAGAUUGCCAAGCAAGAAGGUUUCGGCGCCUUCUACUCCGGCUUCGGACCCAUUCUGUUCAAGCAAGUCCCGUACACGAUGGCCAAGUUCGUCGUCUACGAGAAGGUAGCAGAGUUGAUGUGGCAGCAAAUAGACAAGAACAAGGCUUCUGAUGGCACCAAGACCGCUGUCAACUUGGGCUCGGGUCUGAUCGCCGGUUUCGCUGCCGCCAUCGUGUCUCAGCCAGCAGAUACCAUGCUCAGCAAGAUCAACAAGACCAAAGGCUUGCCUGGUGAAGGUACGACGAGCCGUCUGAUCAAGAUUGCCAAGGAGUUAGGCCUCAGGGGAAGCUUCGGCGGUAUUGGAGCACGUCUUUUCAUGGUUGGCACGCUAACGGCCGGUCAAUUCGCAAUCUAUGGCGACAUCAAACGAGUCCUGGGAGCCACAGGGGGUGUUGAAAUCGCUAAAUGA